AUGUCAAACAGGUAGAUGACUCUCAGUGGGGAAUAAACGCGGCAGCUUUCAAUUCCACGGAGUCGGGAAUGAUACAGAGAGGUCUGGACAGCAAAGAAGGAGUUAAAUCUACUGACGCAAACAGCAUCGUUUAGCCGAAAGGCUCGCGCUGUUUGACCCGGACGCGUGUCUCGUGCUUUGAUUGAGGUGUGAUCCCCGCGUCCCCCAUCUUUCCGGGCUCGAUGCGCUCGCGUUCGCCCAUCGGUUCUGGAUGAGAGCGAAUAAAGUCGCCCUUCAGGCAGCAUUACAUCACCUCCCGCACGGACCGGAAACAUACGGUUAAUUAUUUACUCAAUGCGCACGGAGACUAAAAGAAGCGCUUUUAAAAAUGCCUGACACAUCAAAUGCCCGGUUUUAACGGCUUUCGCUGACAGGAUAGAGAGAAGAAAAGGUGGCUGGCGCCCAUUGUGUCGAGGAUGUGAAGCGGCGCGAGAUGCCAUGGCAGCGGCGGAUGCAGCAGCUAACGGGCCGGAGCCGCCCGGUGUUCCGGUACCCAAGGCGUUUCCUUACGAGGAAUACGAGUGCAAAAUCUGCUACAACUUUUUCGACCACGACCGUCGGGCGCCCAAGAUCUUGGAGUGUCUGCACACGUUCUGCGAGGAGUGUCUGCACUCGCUGCAGCUGUGCGAGGAGCGGCCGUGGCGCAUCAGCUGCCCCGUGUGCCGCCACCGCACUCCCGUACCGGACUAUCGGAUACAGAACCUGCCUAACAACACCAAGGUCACGGAGGACUUCCCUCUGUACAUCGAUUCGGACCCUGUGCCUCAAGAUGCUCUGCCGCCCCACCGGCCUCCGCUGCACCCGGCGCUCGUGGCGCUCAGGCGCGAGGAGGACGCGUCCGGGGCGUCCAUGGCUGGUCACGCGACGCCGUCCACCACGACGGUGUCCACCGCGACCACGCUGUCCCAGGACUCGGUCUCGCGUUACGAGAGCUGUCAAAACUGCAGGCGGCUCGCGCUGACAACCGGAUGCGUGUGCGUCAUCUUCUCUUUACUGUCCAUGCUAGUGCUGCUCUUCAUGGGCCUCGUUUUCGUACACAGCCACGGCGGGCCGCCUUCGCCCGCGGGACCCCUCUGUCUGUCGGUGGCAAGCAUCCUAGCCAUGGUGUCGGCGAUGGUAACGUGGCUCCUUUACUGGCUAAAAGACCGACCGGAGCACGAGACGGGCCGCUCCUCGGCCACCACUAACGCGAGCCGGAGAAACGCGUGACAGAAUCAGAAUCGUAUGAUAAGCCCUUUCAGCAUUUAUUUCUUAAUACCGGUUAGUUUCUUUUUGUGUUACUAUUACUAUAAGUAUCUUUUAAAGAGUUAUACUAUUUAUUAGUAUUGGCUAUGUGCCAACUAGUAUCAAUCCCAGUAGGCUAUACUGGGAUUUUUUUUUUUUUCACUCAGAAAUUAAUGGUAAAGUUCACAAAUACUUAUAGAGAACUUCAAGUAACACUGAAUUAAACGUGGAAUUUUGAAAGUAUUGUCUUGCAAAACGUAGACCAACUUCUAUUGUGUUUACAAAAAAAACCCACCUUUUUUACAGCAUUAGGCUACUAGUUACAUUUUUAUCUCACAAGUUACAAUUGCUUAUAUUUGUGUAAUGAUUAUAAACUAUUUGUUAACGUUAGUUUAUGCAUUAACUUACAAUGAGCAAUACAUUGUGUCAAAGCCCCAUUCAGAUAUAAAUAAAUAUAUUUGUUAUUUCUUGUCCUUGAGAUGAAAAAUGAGAUGCAUUCAGUGAGCGAGCUGAAUCAGUGAGGCUGAUAUCUUCGGAAACCAGGUUUGAUUUUAAUAUUGUAUCUGUAAAUGUUGAAAUGGACAUUAACUAAGAUUAAUAAAUGCUUCAGAAGUAAUUUUCAGUUAGUUCAUAUUAACUAAUUCUAACAACUGGAACCUUACUGUAAAGUUACAUGGAAUUCACACUGUCUAUUCAGUUAGUACUAGGGAAACUGUAAAAUAUACUAGUAACUCCUUGAAUAGUAAAUUUCAAUAACUAAAGAGAAGUACUAGUAUCUAAUGAGACACUAUCGGAUCACUUAUUGGUACGGGCCGGCGUUUCCCCACGAGGAGUAUGAGUGCAAAAUCUACUACCGUUUCAACUAUAUCUGCCCAAAAUCUUGGAGUGCCUGCACACCUAGGAGAGUCUGCAUAUGUUACAGUUAUACAAGGAGAAGCCAUGGCGCAUCAGAUGCUCCCAUGCUGCAUGCACCAGACUAUCGGAUACAGAACCUGCCCUACGGCAUCCACUGCAACCGGAUACGUGUGUGCCAUCUUCUCCUGUCUGUCCAUUCUUGUGCUGCUCUUCAUGGGCCUCAUAUUUGUGCAUGGCCACCUGGGGUUUUUCUGCUAGGACACCUGUGUAAGCUUAAGAAGAGCUGACUUCAUACAUCCACUGAAAAUCACCAAAACAUCAGUUGUUUAAACACUGUUGCAAAAAAACGUUCUGGGUAAAAACCCACAGCUGCCAUUUGGUUUGAUAUUUAGUUGCUAAUGCAAUGAUAUUCAGACUUUGGUUGUGGAGCCACUAUAGUGGGGUCCCAAAGUCCAAAAAUGAGACCACAAGGGAAAAUACAUAUUAUUAUUACAUUUAUUAUUAAUUAAUUUUACAUUAAUGCAUUUGGCAGACACUUUCAUCCUAAACAAUUUACAUUGCAUUAAAGGUAUACGUUUUAUUAGUUCAUCCAUUCCCUAGGAACCGAACCAUGACUUUGAAAAACUAGUCAAUGUCACAAAUUUGCAUGCUGACUUAGAAUUAGUUCUUAUUAAAAAAAAUUAGUACUUUUAAAAAAUCCAAGUAAUUCUGUUUAUAUCAAGGUUUGAAUAAUAAAAUGUGGUCUCAGACUUCUGGACCCCACUGUAGGCCUGCAUAAUACAGGUUUAUCAUAACAAAUGAGACGUGGACUUAUUUGCCAUUUAAAAUUAAUACUUAAAAUUCACUAAUAAAGUCUGGUAGCUAGGUAAAAUACUUAUUUGAAUCAGCUGGGCAAAUCCAAUUUAUUGGAUGAUAUUCUGAAAAUGGCUGCUGGGUGUUGUCAUCCUCUCCUUUAUCAUAUAGGCGACUAUUCAGAAAAGACCUCUUUGUUCUUAUGGAUCAAUAGCUUUACUAUGGAAACUGCUCAUUUUAUACCACCUCUUUGUUCUUCACUUCACCUAUGCAUCUAUCACGGUAAAACCGUGUCAUUUAACAACUAACUGACAAUCUCUUUUUGCUAUCGUCUGUGUGUGCUUUCAAUAUGCGUAGCCUCACAAUGCAUUGACCUUAGUACUUUACCACCUCGUUCAUCGGAUUUUUGUAUCACGCAAACCUGUGAUGAGCAGUCCGUGAUGUCCCUGCAUGAUGUUAAACAAACACUAGAUACUGAACUGUGCUUGGAAACCAAGGUCAGCCUUCACUGCUUGAUGAAAGCUUUCUUGUUACUCAAAUCAGUACUGCUGAUUUCUACAUUAAGCAAUGGCAAAUCAGUCAUUUAUAAAGGGUAUUUGAUAUGAUGAUGUUUCAUGUAAAAAGUGUUGGUGGAAAUCUAUACAAACCGUACUCAGAGCUAUGUUAAAGCAUGCUCAUAUUUACCGUUGCUCAAUGAAAUUUCAUGGACGAAUUCCAGUCAUUCAAAUAGGAAUAGGAAAAGUUGGCCGCUGCUUGCUAUAAGAGUGACUUUUGUGCAAGCUGUGCUUUAUAAAUCCGAGAAUGGUCUAUUUUUGUCCGUGAAAUUUCACUAAUGUGACCACACAUUUAGAAAAAAUGUGCAUAGCGGGUGAAGUAAGAAGGAAUCUGACACCUGAGAAGCAGCUAGAGUUUUGCUCUGUCCUUGCAGUGACAGGAUGCAGCCAUAAAGAAAUCAAUGAUAAAGACUUGCACACUGGGACUGCCGCCAAGAAGUGCUUUCGAGUGUUUACUGACCCACUUAUGAUACUCUGCAUCUCUCCUAUAGGUCAUUUGUCUUAGUGUCACUAACUGAUAUUUUCAUCCACCUAACUGUGGCUUGUUAACACAUUCUAUCUAGCAAGCUUUGGCAUUAUACUGAAUAUAUCGUCUAGCUGAUUGUUUUGAGUUAAUGGUUUGAUGACGAUGAUUAAAGGAAACUUGAUGGCCUAAAUUUCCUUCCAUUAGGGUAAAGGUAAUUUUCUUUAGGAUGGUAAACAUACUUGAUUAUAUUCUCUUAAAGGGAUAGUUCAUCCAAAAAUUACAAUUCUGAUAUUUACUCACCCUCAUGUUAUUCCUGAAUCCUCUCGUUUAAUCUGUGGAACACAAAAGGAGAAAUAUUAAAAAAGUCAUUCUCUAAAUAGGACAAGAGCAAACAUGAGGGUGUGUAAAACAUUUUCAAUCACUACUUCUUUAAAUUAGCUCUUACGUGCCUUUACUUUUUAUUUAUUAAGUUUAUAUAAGCUUACCAUUUGAUAUUUGAGAAGUUGUGCUGUUGUUUCAGGCAGAUGUGAUGGAUCAAACCAGGUCUGCCCUCUUCUGGUGGACAAGUGUAGUGAUGCAGUCAUUUGUGUGUAGUGAUGUGAGGUUUUGAUUACGUUUUUUGUAAGGAAGGUUUUUCAAAGUGAAUGUGGGGGUAUUUGAAUUAUUGCAGCAGUGGUUUAGACACGCUAAGGUUAUUUUCCUGUGUGUUAAGGAUGUAAACAGCCAUUGUCUGCUGUUAUCCAUGCUGUUCAAAGCAACAUUUGUAGAGAAAGUAGUGUAGUGUGCAUUGCAAUAGUGUUAUAGUCACCAGCUUCAGAGCUCCUCCUGCCAUUCUGUUGGGCAAUAUAUGUCAUAAUACUUUAUACAGUGACCUCAGUUUACUGCCUUUUUGAUCCCUGCUGAAAAGACCAACAACAAGGUUUUUUGUUUGUUUUUAAAAGAAAGAACCCAUUAUAUCAAUCAAAAGUUACAUUUAAAACGUUGCAAAAGAUGUCUGUUUCAAGUAAAUGAUUUAGAAGUUUCUAUUCAUCAAAGAAUCCGGGAAAAUCAUGGUUUUCACAAAAAUAUUAAGCAGCACAACAUUGAUCAUAAACAAAAAUGUUUCUUGAGCAGCAUAUUAGAAUGAUUUCUGUAGGAUCAUG
Cyprinus carpio (common carp) is the source of this 5072-nucleotide messenger RNA. RefSeq names its product RING finger protein 228-like. Gene Ontology annotation, molecular function: ubiquitin protein ligase activity. NCBI's taxonomy places the organism in Eukaryota, Metazoa, Chordata, Actinopteri, Cypriniformes, Cyprinidae. Gene Ontology annotation, biological process: protein ubiquitination. The record is from RefSeq and is a predicted model, not a curated record.